AUGGAAAAUUAUAGUUUCUCCUCUGAAGAAAAGUUAAUUCCAGAAGAGGCUUAUUAUUACUGGCCUCAAGGAAGUUAUGUAUACACAGGUGAAGGCAAAAGCCUUGUAAGAUUUAUUUUCUACAAGACGCAAUAUACCUCAUAUGAAAACGAAAUGUUAGCAAAAUUUAAACAAGAAAUAAAAUCAUCAUUUUCUGAGAUUCCUGAAUUUUUCAGAGAUGAAGAACUUCUCAGAAUACUGCUUGGCUGCAAGUUUGAUAUUAAAAAGUCAAUAAGAUCUUUGAAAAAUUCCAUUGAGUGACGAGCAAUAAAUUUAACUGACAGUUUUCGGUCACUUUAUCCAAAAUGCUCUCGCCUUUUGAAUUCUGGAGCAAUUUAUAUACAUGGACGGGAUCACAGGUACCGCCCAAUAAUCGUGAUAAAUGCUAGUAAAUUUGAUAUGAAAAAAUAUUCUAUUGACGAAUUUACUGCGCUGCUUUGCUUCAAUCUUGAGUUUGCUAUCCAAAAGUUGACGAUUCCUGGACAAAUUGAAAAUUGGAUCAUUAUUACUGACUUGUGUAACCAGCCACUAAAAAAUCUGCCGAUAAGUGAAUUAAGAAGAAUCAUAAAGGUCCUUCAAGAUAAUUUUCGAUGCAGAAUGAUCGUCAAUUAUGUGGUUAAUGCAUAUACAUAAAAAUGGCGACGACGUGCCAACCGACCUCUCGACCCUAUUUCCUCAACACCUCAACGGCCCAGUGUUAGGGAUUUAGGUGGAAAUUGUCGGAAACCCUUUGUGUAUGUCGGGCUAGGUUUUACUCGAGCCCUACGGAGCUAAUCCGUGGGACUUGGGUUUUUUACCUCCAGAACAACCAUUGGAAAGGAUAAGACUGGCGAUAGUCCCGAGUGGAGGCUAACUCCCUAGAACAGGACUCAACAGGUGGCAUUUGUCUGACGAGAAACUGGGAGAAGUCAAGAUCUGGUAUGUGCGAAUCCCUUGCUUGAGGCAACAAGGAAAGGUGUCCGCCGAGGCCCACCAUAGGCGAAGAGCGUGAAGGAAUGCAAAUCCCCGGCCCUGCAAGUGCGAACGACUUAACUUAAUCUUAAUGUGGUUAACGCGCCUUCUUCUCUUACAUUUGUAUGGAACAUUGUUAAGGGUUUUAUUGAAUCUCAUACUGUGAAGAAAAUAAGAAUCAAUAAAAAAUCUAACCCUCCUGAAUUGAAGGAGCAUAUUGCUCCAAACCAAUUAGAAGAAAAAUAUGGUGGGAAACUGCCAAAUGCUACAGUAUUUUGGCCUCCCACAUUGCCCCCAGGACCUUUUACAAUUCCUGAGGAACCUCAGAGUGCCCAUUUAAGUGGUAGGACCACAUAUCAUGAAUAUCAUCCUCAAAAGGAAAUCAGCUUCUAUGAUGUACCAGACGAUGAGCCAGCACUUCCCCCGACACCUUCGAUUUCUUUGCCAAUAUUUUGGAAAGACCCAGAACGUGGGAUCAAUAGAAGUGAAUCUGAAAAAAAUAUAAGCGCAGAGUCAAUAAAUCUAAGCUUUCAAAAUGAAAAAAUUGAAAUAAAGCUUGAUAAUCGGUCUGUGCACUCUGAUGGAGGACAAACAAAAGAAAAUACUGAAAUUCAAUCGUUUUCUUCUCCAAAGCCAAAAAGCAAGAAAACUUGUGGGUGCUAUGCUAAAGCUUGUCAAAUCUUUUAA
Molecule: messenger RNA, 1677 nt
Organism: Blepharisma stoltei
Lineage: Eukaryota; Ciliophora; Heterotrichea; Heterotrichida; Blepharismidae
Source: the annotation of a GenBank genome assembly